UUGAACUGUGAAGUUGAAGGUGGAGGACUCUGCCGGCAGCACUACUUUCUUCUCCAAGUGCCUGUGUGUCUGAGGCUGGAUUUAAAGCCUCCAGCGUGUUUGGAGUUAAUUCCCAUUAGGUUGGACUCCGCCCCGCUCUCCCAAAGGUAAAGCAAGGUUUUCGGGCGUCACUGCAAAGAGCAGCUGGGAUUCCCAUCCCCGACUGACAAGCUGUGGGGAAGUUGUUUCUCAGACCUGAGCCCCGAAGAGAGGGAACAAGUCAGUCAGCUUUCCUGGUCAGAAGAGAAACUUGAGACCAUGAGGAGUAGCCUGACCCUAGUGGGGACCCUUUGGGCCUUCCUAUCUCUUGUUACCGCUGUGGCCAGUUCUACCAGUUAUUUUCUGCCUUACUGGCUCUUCGGAUCCCAGCUAGGGAAGCCAGUGUCAUUCAGCACAUUCCGGAGGUGCAACUACCCUGUUCGGGGAGAAGGGCACAAUCUAAUCAUGGUGGAGGAAUGUGGGCGCUAUGCUAGCUUCAGUGCCAUCCCAAGCCUGGCCUGGCAGAUGUGCACAGUGGUGACAGGUACUGGCUGUGCUUUGUUGCUCCUGGUGGCACUGGCUGCUGUCCUGGGCUGCUGCAUGGAAGAACUCAUCUCCAGAAUGACGGGACGUUGCAUGGGAGCAGCACAAUUUGUGGGAGGGCUGCUGAUAAGCUCAGGCUGUGCAUUAUACCCCUUAGGAUGGAAUAGUCCGGAGAUAAUGCAAACAUGUGGGAAUGUCUCCAAUCAAUUUCAGUUAGGUACCUGUCAGCUUGGCUGGGCCUAUUACUGUGCUGGAGGUGGAGCAGCUGCAGCCAUGCUGAUCUGCACUUGGCUUUCUUGCUUUGCUGGAAGAAACCCGAAGCCAGUCAUGUUGGUGGAGAGCAUCAUGAGGAAUACCGAUUCUUAUGCCAUGGAGCUUGAUCACUGCCUCAAAUCUUGAACUUGGGCAGAAGAGUGGAAAGGGUGUGAGAAGGGAGGGAAGAUAGCCCUGCAAAGAGGCACCAAGAUAAAGUCCAGUUGCCACCCAUCUGUCAGUAGUAUAUAUAGUGUUUGCAUGCUUUUAAACUCACUUGUCAUUCAUUUUCAUGUUCCCAUAAUUCAGUACAUCAGUGGAUACUUGCAAAAUUCAUCUAGAAAAGUGAUUCUCUCAAAUUUUUACCCAGCCAGCAAGUAGUUUUCAAGUUCCACAGUAUUCCUUUAGGCAAAAUAAAGGGAU
Messenger RNA from Chrysochloris asiatica (Cape golden mole), 1236 nucleotides. It is a transcript of the gene LHFPL1, whose product is annotated as lipoma HMGIC fusion partner-like 1. Gene Ontology annotation, cellular component: membrane. NCBI's taxonomy places the organism in Eukaryota, Metazoa, Chordata, Mammalia, Afrosoricida, Chrysochloridae. The transcript is spliced from 4 exons. The coding region runs from base 298 to 960 and encodes 220 amino acids. The record is from RefSeq and is a predicted model, not a curated record.